AUGUCGACCCAAACUGUUCGUGCUGCUGUCACCCAGGCUGAACCAGCCUGGUUGGAUCUCGCAGCCGGUGUGGCAAAGACCUGUGAAUUGAUCACAGAGGCUUCACAGAAUGGUGCGAAGCUAAUUGCCUUUCCCGAGUGUUGGAUCCCUGGGUAUCCUUGCUGGAUAUGGACCCGACUACUUGACGUUAAGCUCAAUGUAGCCUAUAUCAAGAACUCAAUCCGUCUCAAUUCCCCCGAGAUGACGGAUAUCCAGCUCUGCGCAAGCACCAACAAGAUCGCCGUAUCUUUGGGGUUUUCAGAGAAUUUCAAUGGCUCCGUGUACAUCGCUCAGGUGAUGAUCGGGCCGGAUGGAGAAAUCAAGGCCCAUCGCCGUAAGAUGAAACCCACGCACAUGGAGCGAACUAUCUUCGGCGAUGCCUCGGGUGAAUGCUUCGCAAGUGUUGUGCAGCUCCCAUUUGCACGAGUUGGCGCACUGUCCUGCUGGGAGCAUAUUCAGCCUCUGCUGAAAUAUCACACCCUAUCCCAACAGGAAGAUAUCCAUGUCUCGGCAUGGCCUUGUCUCUUUCCUCACAGUGGCGGUUCGGAACUGUGGUCCAUGUCGGCAGAAGGCUGCCAAGGUCUUUCUCAAACAUACGCAAUCGAGUCACAGAGUUUUGUGCUCCAUUGCACGGCACUAAUUUCUCAAAAGGGUAUCGAAAGAAUGAACACGUCUGGGGGAGCUCUGAUGUCAGCCCCUGGUGGAGGUUGCUCAGUCGUCUUUGGCCCAGAUGGUAGAAGAUUGACGGAGCCAGUCGACGGUACAACGGAGAGCAUCAUUUAUGCCGAUUUAGAUAUGGAUCAAAUUUUAGCCACCAAGUUUUUCGCAGAUGCCACCGGCCACUACAGUCGCCCGGACCUUAUGUCGCUUCAUGUUUUUAAACAGGUGAAGAAGUUGGUUCACGAGGAGGAAACAGUCGAAAGUGUGAAGAGCAUCAAGGAAGCUGAUGUCCAGAGUGAAGUCAAAUAG
Penicillium longicatenatum is the source of this 1008-nucleotide messenger RNA. RefSeq names its product carbon-nitrogen hydrolase family protein. Gene Ontology annotation, molecular function: catalytic activity. Bases 1 to 1008 code for a protein of 335 amino acids. NCBI's taxonomy places the organism in Eukaryota, Fungi, Ascomycota, Eurotiomycetes, Eurotiales, Aspergillaceae. The transcript has 3 exons. The record is from RefSeq and is a predicted model, not a curated record.